AUGAUUUUUGCGAGAGUAUUCUUCCUUCUGGCAUUCCUCGUGUACAGCGUAUCUACCUUUGUGAAGCACAACCUUCCCGAUAGGAACUAUAUAUACACGAAGACAGACCGGUUCAGGAAAAAAAGGAAAAAAAUCAACUACAGGCUGCGUAAGAGCAAAGAUGAAGACAUCGAGAGUUGCAUUCCGCACAUAUACAAGGACAUCGCGCCCUCCCUGAAGGGUCUAGCGGAUGAGGAGUACUCAUACAAACAACUGCUACGUGCAUAUUUCCCCGAGACGGUCGAAAGAGAAAUAGAAAAAAAAAAGGAAAAGGAAUUGAAACAAAAGAAUGAAGAGAGGGGGACAUGUAAAAGUAAUUCGGAGAAGAAAGUUGUGAAGGAUGUUGAAAAGGACAUGGUAGAAAAGCUACGACAAAAUGACAUAAUAAAUUUUGAACAUAUAAGUAAAAUAAGUGAUCAAAAGAAAAAGAAUAAAAUUUUGGAUAUCGCAUAUGAUAGUAUUGAAGAUUCCCUGAGAGAUAUUUACGUCCGUAUGAAGGCAGGUGUGAACGACGAGGAAGAAGACAAAAAAGAUUACCUAGAAAUUGCAAAAAGGGAAAAGGACAUGUUGUACGAAAAGCUGAUAUGUGGUUAUUCCCCUCUUAAUAAUAGCAGCACGUUCGAUUUGUUCGGCGUUUUCUACGAUAGUAAGGACUAUGAGGACGGAAAGAAACUUUUGGCAGAGAUGAACAAAAUGUUAAAUUUGGAGCCGCUUAAAAGCAACAGGGGGAACAUACUUCAAACCGUUGACGCGCUUUUAAAGAAGAACGAACUGCCCCCGCAUAUAAGAAAUUUUUUGGUCAAGUAUAGGCACCUUGCUGAGAAGGCUUCCUUCGCACAGGAAGACAGGAGCCCCAUAGGUGUUCCUCCGGAAGGAGGAAAGGACGCGCUUCGAGGUGAUAACGCCCACGAUACGGAGAGGGAACAGCAUUGUGCGCAGGGGGGGGAAAGCAAGAAUGAGGAACAGCUCGAAUUGGGCGAUCCAAACAAGGCGGCUGAGGCGGACAAAGAAGCCGAGGCGGGAGAGGAACUAAGCAAGGAAGAAUACCUCAAGGACGUUAACAAAGUUAUUAUGACCUUGCACAACAAUUUGAAUGACGAAACAUUAAUGAGAAGGGAUCAAUAUUUUGUCGACGAGCUAUACGACGCUUAUAAAAAGUACCUACGGACUAUGCACGUAAAGCGAAACAAAUUGGAACCCCAGAAAAACAACUACGACUUUUUAACCUUUUUCCAUGAGCAUUACGAAGAGUACUUUUUUUUUAAGUAUGGAAAUUUCGACUACGAUUUUAAGGACAGGGUGCAGAAAGUUAAGAGCAAGAUGGAGAGUGAAAAAGGUUUCACUAAGGCUGAACACGCUACUCAGUUGAGCCAGCAUGUGGGAAGAGGACCCCCAGUGGAGAAUCACCUCAUCGGAGGAGAUAAACCAAGUGGUGUAGAUACGUGGGUUAAAACUGUGGUUGACGCUGCUCAGAGCAGGUACAAUGAAGAGAAAGGGACAAGGGUCGGAGGAGGGAAAGAUCCAAACGAGCAGUGUUCCAUCCUGAAAGGCAUAAAGGAAAAUAAAAAACUGAGAAAACAUAUACUUUUGGAUAUAAUUCAGAAUUACCAAAAAAGGAUGUACGAUAUUUAUAAACCAAAUAACGUAAUCACAAACGCAUACGGGUUUAAUAAUUAUAUAGACAAUGAACAAUAUGAAAAAGAAAUUAACGCUUCAUUUAACAAGUAUAGCAUAGUAAACUACGACAGUAAGGAUGACUUAAAGAAGGUGGAGAAAUUAUAUGUAGGGAAAUUAAUAUUUGGGAAAAUUUUUAAAAUCGAAAAAACGUAUGCAUAUGUUGAUAUAAAUUACGCAUUUUACGCGGAAUUACACCAAGAUCAAAUGCCCUAUAAUAUUAAGAACAUAAAAGAUGUCUUUAAAGUGAAUGACAAAUUGAUAUUUGAAAUAUAUAAAAUGUACCCAGAGAAAAUUUUACUGACUCUGAAAAAUAUACAAAAGGUUAAUGACCUUAAUAAGAUUUUACAUUACAAAACGCAGGACAUGCCCUUCGAUGUCAAAGUUGUAACAAUUUUAAAAAAUGGAAUAAGCGUUUCUUAUAAUGAUAUUUACGCAUUCAUCCACAUUUCUGCUUUGUCCAGUAAGUAUAAAACCAAAAUGGAAGAAAAUGAAAAAAUCCAGGAAUCGUUACUUAACCAAAAAAUUAAGGUCAUAUGUACAGAUAUGAGCAAAUUAAAUUUCUCCAAUCUAAUAUAUGAGCAAAAUGAGCAACUAAAAAAAUUGAAUAUUUACGAUAUUGUCCAUGUAGAAAUUAUACACAUUUCGAAAUACGGCCUGAUGGUAAAAUGCGACGAUAUAGUUGGACUGAUACACAUAUCCGAGAUUUCCAAAAAAAAAAUUGACGACUUGAAUGAGGUUUUCAAAAUAGGGGACCAAUUAAAAGGCAUCUUAAUAAACAUAGACUAUGACAACAAAAGAUUUUCCUUGUCGACCAAAAUUUUGGAAACGGAGGGCCAAAAUUUUAUUGACAACAGGGCCCAGAUAUAUGACAAUAUGGAAUACAUUUUGGACGACAUUAAGAAGAGGAACACCUCCUUGCGAAUUAACGACUCCAAUAUUAAGAACCAGUUGCUUUCCCUCAUUGAUAUUUACAAAACGGAGGAGGGCGACUCGAAGCGCGAUGUCCAGGCUGGCACCGCCCCCGCUGCCCGUGAGGAUGCCAACUGGGGUGAAAUGGAUCGGGGUGAAAUGGAUCGGGGUGAAAUGGAUCGGAGUGAAAUAGACCAGGGCGAAAUAGACCGGGGUAGAAAAGACCGAAGCGAAACCCAUCGCAGCGAAGCGGUUACCAAAGAGGUGAAUGACCCUGGACAUGGUACAGAGAAACCUGCCGCAGAAAAGGGGGACCCGGACCAAGCGACCGCAUCCCCUGCCAUGGAUCUACGCGCAGAAAGAGAUCAACUAAAACGUGCAGACAGGGAUAACAUAGAAACGGAAACAGAGCUCUUUAGUGACGACCCCGAUGAAGCGGAAGAGAAGGGAAAGGAACUUACCAUCGACAUAAACAACCAGUUACUUCCCUACCUGAUGUUGAAGCAGGAUGAGAUCGCCAAGGCGGAGGAGGAAAGUGCCUUGGAAAAACCCAGAGAGAUAAUUUGGAACCUGGAGGAUGAAGAAUUUCUCAACUCCAACUCCCCAACGGAAAGUACCCAAUUUUUCGAAUAUCAGUGGUCCUACUUUAAGGACAAGAAAUGGGUCAACUUCCCCUAUUACGUGAACAGAAUUAUGAAUUACUAUUUUAACAUUAACGAUGACUUCUUUACGUACAAGGAGAAGAACGUGGUGUACGAAAUCGAUUUUGUGAAAAGUGUAAGAAUCGAUUUGGCCACAGGGCUUCAAAACAGGAUUAGAAAAAUCACCAAGUAG
Molecule: messenger RNA, 3459 nt
Organism: Plasmodium inui San Antonio 1
Lineage: Eukaryota; Apicomplexa; Aconoidasida; Haemosporida; Plasmodiidae
Exons: 6
Coding region: 1-3459 (1152 amino acids)
Biological process (GO): translation
Molecular function (GO): mRNA binding; structural constituent of ribosome
Source: RefSeq, a predicted model, not a curated record